This is a messenger RNA of Ailuropoda melanoleuca (giant panda), 297 nucleotides long. The record is from the annotation of a RefSeq genome assembly. Lineage: Eukaryota; Metazoa; Chordata; Mammalia; Carnivora; Ursidae.
AUGUCUGUGGUCUAUAUUAAUCUCUUUCUAGCCUUUACUAUAUCCUUAAUAGGGCUACUCAUCUAUCGAUCCCAUUUAAUAUCCUCCCUAUUAUGCUUAGAAGGCAUGAUGCUGUCACUAUUUGUUAUACUAGCAGUAACAAUCCUAAGUAACCACUUCACACUAGCCAGUAUGACUCCAAUCAUUCUAUUAGUAUUCGCUGCCUGUGAAGCAGCGUUGGGGCUUUCUCUGCUAGUAAUAGUCUCUAAUACCUAUGGAACUGACUACGUACAAAAUCUUAACCUCCUACAAUGCUAA